Molecule: messenger RNA, 1005 nt
Organism: Adineta ricciae
Lineage: Eukaryota; Metazoa; Rotifera; Eurotatoria; Adinetida; Adinetidae
Source: the annotation of a GenBank genome assembly
AUGAUCAAAGAAUGUGCUGACUCUGCAUCACACAUUGUGUAUCAUCACUAUUCAAAUCGGAAACUUUCUAUUAUACUGAUUGGAAGUGUGUCUCUCGUCUGUAUUUUGAACGUAUUUCCAUUCAAAACAAUAACUCGAGCACCUCUGGAUGUAGUCGAUUCAAAGACCAAUAAACUCCAGUCUCCUUUUUCGCGUACUCUGGCGUUUAUUCGACUGAAUGGUCAACGUCCCGAACGGCUGCGAGUGUUGGAAAACUAUCGACCGUUCUUCAUUAAUCUUCAUUAUUCGAUGCCACAGUAUACAUCAGUUAUUAACUAUACUGCCGACGGAUGGCUAUCCGGAGAUGAUCCGUACAAAGCUGUGUCUGAAACAAUGAAAGUCCUGUUGAAAAAUUACCCUAUGGCAUGGAUCAAUCCGUUUCAGUUCGAUCAAAUGAAUUAUAAGAAUAUCUGGUUGGCUGGACAAGCAUCUUCAUACAUUUGCGGUGGACAUUCCGUAGGAUCGAAAUGGAUCUAUUGGAAUAACGAUUCGUUACGAGCUGUCCAAAAUGCGAAGAAAACCCUGACAAAACAGCAUCCAAAUCGAUUUAUUACGGAUGAGAAUAUUAUGUGUGGCGGUUGGACUGAUAUAUAUUAUAUUCCUCGACGAUUCUUUCAAGAUUUUAUUUAUUUAUCAGAUGCAUUUCAUCAGAGUCGAUCAUUUCACGAAAUUGGAAUUCCGACAAUGUUCAAUAUGAUAGAUCUCACUUAUCGAUCAACACCUUUUCACACUGUCAUUACACAUCUCGAAGAUUGCUGGGGAAAUUGCUGCUCGUAUGGUGCAAAUGCGAAUGAAAUCAAUACAAAACGAUGUGGUCAUAAAAUCGAUUUAGCCAAUGAUCAAGUUGUCAAGGUGCUGAUUAAUCUGUUGAAUUCAGAAGCAUAUUAUCUUCAUAAAACUACACCAAAAAAAUCCAACAAUCAAUCUGUAUGGCUCACUUACAUGUGGAGAAUGUUUGGCACAUAG